CGCUUCCGCGGCGACUUCCGCUGUCGGCGGCGGGGCGGCAGGUCGAGGGGCCUAAUUCCUGCGCCUAUGGCAUCCGGGAGCGUCGGGCUGGCUGAGCUGGGUUUUGUGGAGGCGGCGCCGGCGUGGCGGCUGCGCAGCGAGCAGUUCCCCAGUAAGGUGGGCGGCCGGCCGGCGUGGCUCGGUGCAGCCGGGCUGCCGGGGCCCGCGGGGCUGGCCUGCGCGCUGUGCGGCCGCCCACUGGCCUUCCUGCUGCAGCUGUACGCACCGCUUCCGGGCCGCGCCGACGCCUUCCACCGCGGUCUCUUCCUUUUCUGCUGCCGAACGCCACCGUGCUGCGCCGGCCUACGCGUUUUUAGAAAUCAGUUGCCUAGGAGAAAUGACUUCUAUGCCUAUGAGCCACCUUCCGAGGAUCCCCCGCUGGAGACAGGAGAAUCCGUGUGCCUCCAGCUCGAGUCCGGUGCUCAUCUCUGCAGAGUUUGUGGCUGUUUAGGCCCCAAAACAUGCUCCCGAUGUCACAAGGCACAUUACUGCAGCAAGGAGCAUCAGACUCUGGACUGGAGAUUGGGACAUAAGCAGGCUUGUACACAAGGUGAUUUGGACAGUACAGUUCCAGACCACAGCUUCCUUUUUCCAGAAUUUGAAAUUGUAAUAGAAACAGAAGAUGAGAUUAUGCCUGAAGUUGUGGGAAAAGAUGAUGAAUCAGAGAUUAUAGGUAGCAUGGGUGAAACACCUGAGGAAGAACUGGAUUCCAUGGCAAAACAUGAAUCUAGGGAAGAUAGAAUUUUCCAGAAGUUUAAAACCAAAAUAUCCUCUGAACCAGAACAGAUUCUCAGAUACGGCAGAGGGAUUGCCCCCAUCUGGAUCUCUGGUGAAAAUAUCCCUCAAGAAAAGGAUAUUCCAGAUUGCCCCUGUGGUGCCAAGAGAAUAUUUGAAUUCCAGGUCAUGCCUCAUCUGCUCAACUACCUGAAGGCCGACAGACUGGGCAGGAGUGUCGACUGGGGCGUCCUGGCCGUCUUCACCUGUGCUGAAAGCUGUGGCCUGGGCACUGGCUACACAGAGGAAUUUGUUUGGAAGCAAGAUAUAACAGAUACUGCCUAAAGACAACUGUGUGAAGCCUCAAAAUAUUCAUCAUCUCUUAGACCUUCCAAUUCCAUUUCUAGGACUUUAUCCUAAGGAAAUAAUUAUACCAGAGAUACACAAAGAUGUUGUUUUAGGUGUUGUGUAUCUGUCCAGCAGGAGGCUACACAGUCUUAAUGAUACAGACUUAUAUGCACAUCAAGUAAGAUAAAGAUGCCAAGGUACCAUUGUAGAUGGUAUUCAUAGUAUGCUAUUUUUGUAAAAAUAUUUAUACACAUAUAUACACCAAAAAUAUCUGGAAUGAAAUGCACUAGGUGUGAACUGGUUAACUGAACAGUGGGACUAAGUGACAUGAUCUUUUUACUUAUAUGUAUAUUUCUUUCUAUAAUAAAAAUGGGUUAUGUGCCUAAUUAAGUCAAA
Molecule: messenger RNA, 1497 nt
Organism: Lagenorhynchus albirostris (white-beaked dolphin)
Lineage: Eukaryota; Metazoa; Chordata; Mammalia; Artiodactyla; Delphinidae
Gene: PDCD2
Product: programmed cell death 2
Exons: 6
Coding region: 67-1098 (343 amino acids)
Cellular component (GO): cytoplasm; nucleus
Source: RefSeq, a predicted model, not a curated record